Molecule: messenger RNA, 878 nt
Organism: Drosophila nasuta
Lineage: Eukaryota; Metazoa; Arthropoda; Insecta; Diptera; Drosophilidae
Product: G patch domain-containing protein 4
Exons: 1
Coding region: 57-878 (273 amino acids)
Cellular component (GO): nucleolus
Molecular function (GO): nucleic acid binding
Source: RefSeq, a predicted model, not a curated record
GUUAUCGAUAAACUUGAAUGCUUGUUUACGAUAUCAAAACAAAAUCACAUUGUUAAAUGGAUUUUGCUAAGAAAAUAUUAGGUAAAUAUGGCUGGAAGGAAGGCGACGGACUAGGUAAAAACAACACUGGCAUUGCAGUGCCGUUGAAAGCUAGCUUAAAGUUUGACAAUGCCGGGCUAGGCGUUGAUCGUGCCACAGAAUUUAAUGAUCAUUGGUGGGAACGUUGCUUCAACGAGGCCUCCUCCAACGUGAGCGUACAAGUGGAGGAGAAUGGAAAAAUAAGCACUGGACGCAAGGCAGGCGAAGAAGCCGUGGAAAUAUCCACAAAAGGUUACUCUGCUCGCAAGCUAAAGAAAGCUAAGGAUCAGCAGCGACAUGGAGAAGGUGGCGCGGUCUACGAGAACUUUUUAAAAUCAGCGCUGCUUACCCAAGAAGGCGGUGAAGUGGCGACCACAGAUCGCAUCAAGGUCGAUGACAUUACUGUUUCCAAAGUGCAUGUAAUGACGGAUGAGGAGUUGUUCAAGGCUUGCGGUGGACGCACCGCGCACAAGGGAGCGCGUCAUGGUUUGAAAUUGAGUGGGAAACUCGCACGCGUUGAACAGCAGGAGCGAGAGAUGCUAGAGAAGCUGCAGGGUAAACAAAGGGAGCCCGAAAAAGAAGAGCCAGUGAAGCUGCAGGACAAAAUAAGGGAGCCCGAGCAAGAGCCAGUGAAAGUGAAAAAACUCAAAAAGAAUAAGGCCGAGGUUGAAGAGGUUGCAGAUGAAGCGACGCCAGUUAAAACGAAAAAACGCAGGCAAGUCGAAGCUGCGGAAGAGGAAUCCUGCGAGCCCAUCAAGUCUAAGAAAAAGAAAAAGAAGCACAAGCAAGCGGAAGAAUAA